This is a messenger RNA of Gopherus flavomarginatus (Mexican gopher tortoise), 1843 nucleotides long. RefSeq lists its product as uncharacterized. The transcript is spliced from 2 exons. The coding region runs from base 939 to 1703 and encodes 254 amino acids. The record is from RefSeq and is a predicted model, not a curated record. Lineage: Eukaryota; Metazoa; Chordata; Testudines; Testudinidae.
GCUCUGAUCCUCUUCCUGCACUCCACACCUCUCCUGCACCACAACCCCCUUCCCUGAGCCCCCUCAUAUUCCCCGCACCCCUCCUCUGCCCCAAUCCCUUGCCCUGAGCCACUUCCAGCACACCGCACCCCCUCCUACACCCCGCAUUUCCUCCCACAUCCCAACCUUUAUGAUGUUUGCCUUUAAAAAAUAAAAUAAAAUUUCUGGGGUGCACACCCUAAUGAAAUGUGCUGCACACACCUAUGAUUAACUUUUUGAAUGCAACACAUUCAUCUUUGGUGGCUUCUCGUGUGUGUGGUACUUCUAUUCCUUCAAUUGAUGUGCUCAUUAGUUCAUUCACAUGAUCAGGCAGAAGGUGACUUCUUUCAGAACACAAAAUUCUAUUCAAUAAUGAAAAGGAACACUCGGCUUGGCUACACUUGAGAGUUGAAGCGCUGGUGGUGGCUUUACAGCGCAGCAACUCACUCACCGUCCACACUUGAAAGGCACAUCCAGCGCUGUAUCUCGCUGGCUACAGCGCUGGCUGGACUCCACCUCUGCCUGGGGAAUAACAACUAUAGUGCUGGUGAUGCACCGCUGCUCCGCCAGUGUGGCCACCAAAAGCACUGUUAUUGGCCUCCAGAGGUAUUCGGAGGUAUCCCAGAAUGCCUGUUCAGCCUCUCUGCUCAUCAGUUCGAACUCUACUGCCCUGGCCUCAGGUGACCCGUCCUUGAAAUGCCCCAGGAAUUUUAAAAAUCCCCUUCCUGUUUGCUCAGCCAGGUGUGGAGUGCAAUCAGUGAAUCUUUCCAGGUGACCAUGGCUCCAUGCACCAAACGAGCCCCAACAUGGAGCAAUGGCAAGUUGCUGGACCUCAUCAGUGUUUGGGGGGAGGAAGCUGUGCAGUCCCAGCUGCGCUCCAGCUGUAGAAUUACGAUACCUAUGGGCAGAUAUCAAGGGACAUGCUGGAAAGGGGCCAUGACCAAGACGCGCUGCAGUUCAGGGUUAAAGUGAAGGAGCUGCAGAGUGCCUACUGCAAAGCCCGCGAGGGAAACCACCGCUCCGGUGCUGCUCCCACAACCUGCCGUUUUUACAAAGAGCUGGACGCAAUACUUGGGGGUGACCCCACCGCCAAUCCAAGGACCACGAUGGACGCUUCAGAGUGGGGGAGUGGAGAAGGAGGAGGGGAGAGGAGGAAACCGAGAGUGAGGGUACUGGAGUGGGGGAAGACACCCUGGAGUUCCAGGAGGCAUGCAGCCAGGAGCUCUUCUCAAGCCAGGAGGAAGGCAGCCAGUCGCAGCAGCUGGUACUUGGUGAAGGACAAGCAGAGGAGAGGCUCAAAGACUCCAAAACUUCAGGAAGAAGCCGCAAAAAAGCAAAGACGACCUGCUGCAAGCAGUUAUGGAUCACUCUUCCAGAGAGAAUCAAAAACUGCAGAGCUGGAGGGAAAGGGAAAGCAGGAUUCGCCAGAGAAACGCAGCGGCCAGGAAGAAAAGCACAAAGCAGCUGAUAAGCAUCCUGGCACGCCAAGCGGACUCUAUCCAGUCACUCGUAGCCAUGCAGGCAGAGCACUACCGUGCCGCCCCGCCCCCCCAUCCCAAAGCUCUUUCCCUUGUGCCCCAAUGUCAGCCCAAAACCCCCUUCCCCAGCAUCCAGGUUCUUACCACCACCAGCUGCCCCCAACACCUGUACGUUCACCAAACAGCCCUGAGAACUAUGACCCUUAGCCUCUGCACUCAACCCCCAUCACCAUGCAGUAUAGGCAUCCUGAAGGGCAGCAGUCAUUGCACAGCACUCCAGAGAGGACAUAUUCAAACCUGUGACUGUACAGUUCCCCACCCCAUCCCACCCCCCUGCCCUUUUAGGU